Melanotaenia boesemani (Boeseman's rainbowfish) is the source of this 2630-nucleotide messenger RNA. It is a transcript of the gene fastkd4, whose product is annotated as transforming growth factor beta regulator 4. Gene Ontology annotation, molecular function: RNA binding. The transcript is spliced from 11 exons. The coding region runs from base 331 to 2226 and encodes 631 amino acids. Gene Ontology annotation, cellular component: ribonucleoprotein granule; mitochondrial matrix. The record is from RefSeq and is a predicted model, not a curated record. NCBI's taxonomy places the organism in Eukaryota, Metazoa, Chordata, Actinopteri, Atheriniformes, Melanotaeniidae. Gene Ontology annotation, biological process: mitochondrial RNA processing; regulation of mitochondrial mRNA stability.
UCUCAACGUUCUUACUUUUAAAAUAAAACUCUUUCGGAUGAGGAAAAAGUGGAACGAGACGUUACCGGUCUGUUCUUUUCCGCGACAAGGUCAGGAUUUUACGUUACAUGACAGGAAGAACAGCUACUGUCCGAUCAGUCGGCAGUUGUAAGAGAUGUCCUCUUAUAAAACAAGAGAUGUUAGAGUUGCAACAAUAUGCUGUGCAGGGCUUCAUGUAGCUGCAGCAUUGUGUAUCACAGAUCUAGUGUGGGAUUGCGACUCCAGCUUCUGGAUUGUGAGAAACUUGCUCUCUCCUCCUCUGCCUGAGGCCUCUUUUUCCUCUCAGACCCAAUGGCUGGCCGCCUCCUGGUCAGAUGUGCCCGCUUGCUUUGCCGGGCCUCCUCUUCAGCAACUGCAACUGCCCGACUGCCUGCAUUUGGCGUUGGACCUGCUGAGGUGCCAAGAGCUAAGGGCUGGCCAUGGGUUACAGAGAGGCUAAUGUGUGAAAGGACAGUUACCAAGGAAGACCCAUGUCCAACUGUGACUACACGUUCCCAACUGGAUGUGGCUUUGGAAAAGGCAACAGCGCCAGAAGACAUCCUGUCAGCCUGGGAACAGUAUGGCGGAAAUGGUAAUCAAGCUGCCACAGCCAUGAUAAAGUGGACUCAGUUGGUGCUGAAGACAAAGGGGAAAUUUAGGGAACAACAACCAGAACUGCUGACAGAUUCAAGGGUUCAGGAUAUGAUGAAAACAAUAUCUCAAAAGGUGUCUUCGGUGUGGAACAGUAAUCUAGUAACUGUUUUACGGACUCUCUGGAUUAUGGGUGUACCCCCUACCAAUGCAGUGCUAAGUUCUGUCCAGACAGAGAUCAUAUGGAGGGUCCGCAGGCUAACAUACAAGCAGCUGGGCUACCUGGCAGACUGGGGAGUGGCACGGAAAACACCACAAGACGCAGCAGUAGUGAACUCUGCUUUAAAACAACUGGAGCUGCGCUGGACUGAAAUAGCUGAUGCCAAAACUGUCUGUACAUUAAUAUCCAAAGGAGAACACGUGUCACCAACUUUAAUGGAUAGACUUGAAGACAAGGCCUUGGAGCUUGCUGAGACAUUUUCAGCUGAAGAGAUUCGUAAAGUAUGUGUAUCUUUGGCAGCUCAGAGUCGCAGAAGUGUUCCACUACUCAGGGCUCUGUCCUACUACCUCCUCCAGAAGCCCUCGUCAGAGUACACCACUCCACUGAUAAUGGAUAUGGCCUUUGCAUACGGAAAGCUGAAUUUUAAUCAUACUCAGGUUUUUCAACGAAUGGCCAGCGAGUUGUUACCCAGAGUCCCUGCGCUCAGCUCUGCUGAUGUCACACGCUGUGCGAAAUCACUGGGUUUCCUCAAAUGGCUCCAUAUCCCUCUCUUUGAGGCCUUCGCUAAGCACUAUACAGCAAACAGUAACAACUACAGCACCCUCCAGAUCUGUAAUCUACUCAUGACUUUUGCCAGACUAGGCUUCCAGCCCAGCAAAGAAGAUGAGUUUUUUAUCAAGGCUCAUGUUGUGUUGGAGGAGUCUCUCACGAGCUUGGAGCCUUUUCUGCAGACGGAUGUGGUUUGGUCUCUGUGUGUGCUACAGCAGGCCAAGCCCCAGUACCUCAUCCCACUUACUCAACAAAAUCAUGUCAACAAACUGUCAGAGGGCAGCCCAGCUCGAGUGGAGAACUAUAAACUGAAGCUGUUGCAUAUCGCUGCCACUCUUCACUUGGAGCAUCCGAGUUCCUCAGAUACUGCGUCCUCGCCCAGUUUCCUGUCUGUCCCAGCCAACAGCUCCCCCCUGUCUCCCCUGCAGAGCAGUCUAAGAGAGGCCUUGCUGUGUUUGGUGGGUGGGAAGACAGAGGUCCUUCGCACUGGUGUUGACACUGUGUAUGGAUGGACUAUUGAUGGUGAGAUGGUGGUGGACUGUGACAACAAACCAGUUGAUAUAUCAAUGCUAAAAGCCCCUCAUUUACUAAGUGGAGGAGGAGAUCAGGAUUUACCUGCAGGGGCACGACGGCUAGCUUUCUUGGGUUGGGAAUUUCCAGACUUUGGCUCCAAGAGUAGAGACCUCCUGGGACGUUUUGUCAUGAUGAAGCGACAUCUUCAGCUGGCUGGUUUCAUCACAGUGGAGGUGCCAUAUUAUGAGUGGCUGGUGCUGAAGACGGAGUGGCAGAAACUGGCCUACCUGAAGGAUAAAAUGGGGAAGGCUGUGGCUGAAGAUAUGGCCAAGUGAACUGAGGGACAUUUGCAGGCUCAGCUAAAUCAGAGCCUUCCCCGUUACACUGGACCACAGGGAAUACACACAUCCACCUACACUCACACGCUGAACUGAGCAGCAUUGCAGCAUGGCAAUACAAAAAAAGAGAGAAAAAAAAACAGAUUUUGACUCUGGUUCCCUUGGCAACGUGUGGGGUUUUUCCUGUUUCCAUAGUGAUGAUAAGUAAAGAAUUUUGGAGACAGAAAUAAACACAACCGCGAGAUGACCUGAUAAAGUCUUUACAUCUGUGAGUGACUUGAAAACAGAUGUUGUGUUCUGUGGAAUCAAGGCCAAAAUAUACUUAAUAUUAGGAUGUGAAUGGAUCCAAAUAACUUAUCUGUGUCUGUCAAUUUAUGAUGGAAUAAAUAGUUUUAUUGCCA